Molecule: messenger RNA, 1929 nt
Organism: Cheilinus undulatus (humphead wrasse)
Lineage: Eukaryota; Metazoa; Chordata; Actinopteri; Labriformes; Labridae
Gene: galk2
Product: galactokinase 2
Exons: 10
Coding region: 269-1642 (457 amino acids)
Biological process (GO): galactose metabolic process; carbohydrate phosphorylation
Cellular component (GO): cytosol; cytoplasm
Molecular function (GO): ATP binding; galactokinase activity
Source: RefSeq, a predicted model, not a curated record
UUCCUUGUUUUCUUGGCGUUGUGGUCUCUUGCAGUUCCAGAGUCAGUUCAUUUGCUACAAAUACAUGUUUAACAUCUCAACAAGAGUUCUGAACUCAUGUCGGAGAGCUGACUCGAGUUCAGCGGUUUUGACAUCCGGGAUCCUCCUUGUGACAGUCAGCUGAUAGGAUAUGAAAAAUCGUUGAGUUCUCCCGUCUGCCAACAAGGACUACAUUCAUAGCAGUUUAUAGAGUUUGCAGCUGUUUUUAUUGGCAUUUUAUAAAGAAGAAAUGGCCUCAAACCCACCGAAAUUAAAGAUUGGAAUUACUGCCAAUGAGAGAUUUAAAAACUUGAAAAAUACUUUUGAGAAAAAGUAUGGAGAAUCUCCACUCUUCUAUGCAUGUGCACCUGGACGGGUAAACCUGAUAGGAGAGCAUAUUGAUUACUGUGGUUAUUCUGUUCUUCCAAUGGCCAUUGAACAGAACAUCCUUGCAGCUGUAUCUGUGAACACUUCAGGAACUAUCACACUAGCCAACACUAAUCCUCAAUACAAGGAUUUCACCGUAUCGUGCUCCGAAAUUGCCAUAGACAGAGAAAAUCCAAAGUGGCAUUAUUAUUUUCUCUGUGGAGUCAAAGGUAUCCAGGAAAAGUUUGAGAUAGCUCACUUGAAGGGGAUUUCAUGUGUCGUAGAUGGAACCAUUCCCCCCAGCUCAGGCCUCUCCAGUUCUAGUGCCUUAGUCUGCUGUUCCGGGCUUGUAACAAUGGAGGCAAAUGAAAAAACCCUUUCUAAGGUGGCCCUAGCAGAACUUUGUGCCAAAUGUGAGCACUACAUUGGCACAGAGGGUGGAGGCAUGGAUCAGUCCAUCUCAUUCCUGGCAGAAGAAGGAACUGCAAAGCUGAUUGAAUUUCAGCCCCUGCGAGCCACUGAUGUCAAACUCCCAGAUGGAGCUGUGUUUGUGAUCUCUAACUGCUGCGUGGAGAUGAACAAAGCUGCUUCCUCUCACUUCAACAUCCGUGUGGUGGAGUGUCGGAUAGCUACAAAGAUGCUUGCCAAGGCACGGGGUCUGAACUCGAGUGGGCUCCUGAAGCUGGCCCAAGUGCAGACGGAGCUGAAGGCCUCUUUGGAGGAGAUGCUAGCUCUGGUUGAUGCUGUGUUGCAUCCUGAGCCGUAUAACCGAGAGGAGAUCUGCAAGGUGCUGGAUGUCACCUCUGAGCAGUUUUCCACCGAGCUGCUGAGCCCAAACACCCAGCAUGUGACACAUUUCAAGCUGCACCAAAGAGCCAAACAUGUGUACAGUGAGGCAGCACGGGUGCUGCAGUUUAAAAGUGUUUGCGACUCUGAACCUGCUGAAUCUGUGCAGCUGCUGGGAGAACUGAUGAACCAGAGCCAUACAAGCUGCAGAGACCUGUACGAGUGCAGCUGCCCUGAGUUGGAUCAGCUGGUAGAGAUAUGUCUGAAGUCAGGGGCAGUCGGCUCCCGGCUGACAGGAGCAGGAUGGGGUGGCUGUGCCGUCUCUAUGGUUCCCUGUGAGAAGGUGGAGACGUUCCUGCAGGCAGUGAGAGAGGCCUACUACCUCCCUGAUCCACGCAGAGCAGCCAUGGAGAAACACAGUCUGUUUGUGUCAAAGCCAGGUGGAGGAGCUGCUAUUUUCCUUGAGGAGUGAAAGUGUCCAUGUAGCCACCGUUAAAUAAACACUUGAGGCAGAAGGGAUGAAGUAUGAAAUAAACUUUGUGUUUACAUUUUUCUCUUUACAGAUUAAACUUCAUUAUAAAAAAAAACUACAUAAGGGCCAAAAAUGAUGAACAGUGUGUAAUUUCUUAUGAAGGGAAUCCUUUUAAUAGAGUUUUAAAUCAUGAAGGCUGGGCUUUUGUAUUGAUGAUUUUGUACAUCUAGAUCACAGUGUAACAGUUGAUCUCAUGAAUAAAUCAACCAAUAAAAAAAUACAAUUUU